AAAGUUUUCCCCUGUUAUACACUGACCAUCAGUCUUUCCAUCCCAGCAGAAUUUUUAGCAACGAAAUGUUCAUAUCGUCGCGUGUUCUUCCUAGCUUGCUAAUGCUGGCCCUAGGGGUCGUAUGGUGCGCGGAACUUCCCAAACGGGACUGGUGGGAGAAAGCCGGGUUCUAUCAGAUAUAUCCGCGCUCGUUCAAGGACAGUGACGGUGACGGGAUCGGUGAUCUGAACGGAAUCACUUCCAAGCUGGCUUAUCUGAAGGAGAUAGGGGUCCGGGCGUUUUGGAUGUCGCCAAUCAACAAGUCGCCGAUGGUUGAUUUCGGGUAUGACAUCUCGGACUAUCGGGAUAUUCAGCCGGAGUACGGCACGAUGGCGGAUUUCGAGAAUCUGGUGAAGGAGGCCAAACGAGUGGGUUUGAAGGUGAUUAUGGACCUUGUGCCGAAUCAUUCCAGUGAUAAGCACGAGUGGUUUGUUAAAUCGGAGAAUCGUGAUCCGGAUUACGAUGCGUAUUAUGUGUGGCAUGAUGGAAGAGAUAAUCCUCAGGGUGGGCGGAAGCUUCCUCCGUCAAAUUGGAUACAGGCUUUUAGGAAAAGCGCUUGGCAGUGGAGUGAAAAACGGCAGCAGUACUAUUUGCACCAGUUUACGGUGGAGCAGCCGGAUCUGAAUUACCGGAAUCCGAAAGUAGUGCAAGAAAUGAAAGACAUUAUAACAUUUUGGCUGGAUAAGGGAGUGGACGGGUUUAGAGUGGAUGCUGUUCCGUUCUUGUUUGAGGUUCUACCCGCGGCAAAUGGCUCAUUUCCGGAUGAACCGGAAAGCGGGUUGACUCAAGAUCAGGAUGAUUUUGACUUUCUGGAGCAUGUUUACACACAAAAUCAGCCGGAAACGCUAGACAUGGUAUACCAAUGGAGGGAGCUGGUAGAUAAUUAUCAGAAGGAAAAAGGCGGUGAGACGAGAGUUCUUAUGACCGAGGGUUACACGAGUUUAGAGGAGCUACGCAAGUAUUAUGUUAGUGCGGCGGGUCGUUUGGGGUCACACAUGCCUUUCAAUUUUGGGAUGAUUAAUGAUUUAAAGAUUGAUUCUACGGCUGACGAUUUCGUGGAAGUGGUUCAGUCGUGGAUGAAUAUAGUACCGACGGGACAUGCAGCCAACUGGGUGAUGGGAAACCAUGAUCGCCCGAGAGUUGGCACGAGGUUUGGCCAAUCACGCAUUGACGCAAUGAACAUGAUCAUACUGAGUCUACCGGGAGCCACGGUUACAUACCAAGGAGAGGAGAUCGGGAUGACCGAUGUGUACAUAUCAUGGGAGGAAACUAAAGAUCCGGCGGCAUGUAAUGCUGGCGAAGAUUUGUUUGCGGAGAAGUCAAGGGACCCGUGUCGAACGCCAUUCCAGUGGGACAGUUCGACGCUGGCUGGAUUUACUAAUGGAAAUACAACGUGGUUACCGGUGGGGCCAGAUUACCGAACAAUCAACGUACAGGUUCAAAAUGGACUGGAGAAAAGCCACCUGAAGGUGUACAAGGCAAUGAUGCGACUUCGCGAGGGUAAGACGUUCCACUAUGGAUCCGUCAAAGCCAGAGCAGUGAACAGGAAUGUGUUCGCCAUCGUGCGUGAACUGGAGGACUACAAUACGUAUAUAACGUUGGUGAACUUAGGGAGUGCUAUCGAGACGAUUGACGGAAUUGGUCUAGCAAGUAAAUUGCCGAAGAAAUUGAGGUUCGAAGUGGUGGGUGUCAAUUCGCAUCAUGUUCGAGGAGGAGCAGUUGCAACCAAUGACAUAUUAUUGCUUCCAAAUGAAUCAUUCGUACUAGUCGCAAGAGUUGCACCGGUUGAUCGACUACAAGAAUCAAUUUGCGAAGCAUGGCUGGAACAGUGAUCGAGAGAUGUUCGAAGAA
Molecule: messenger RNA, 1890 nt
Organism: Armigeres subalbatus
Lineage: Eukaryota; Metazoa; Arthropoda; Insecta; Diptera; Culicidae
Product: maltase A3-like
Exons: 3
Coding region: 66-1871 (601 amino acids)
Biological process (GO): carbohydrate metabolic process
Source: RefSeq, a predicted model, not a curated record